CCUCCCCUCCCCACACUAAUAAAGGUUGGGGCAUCCGGGACCUUCCACUCCACCUGUCUUAAAGUUGUCCUGCUUGACUGCCCAGCAGAUCAAGGGAGCCCUUCCAGCCACCAUGAGGCUCUACCUGUCGCUUCCGGUCCUGCUGGUGGCCCUGUGUGUGGCCUUGGAAGGGCCUGCCCCAGCGCAGGCAGCCCCAGACUUCUCCAGCACUUUGGAGAAAGUGAAGGAGAUUGGAAAUACUCUGGAAAACAAGACCCGCACAACCAUCGACCGGAUCAAAAACAGCGAAUUUCUUGCCAAGACACGGUCCUGGAUUUCAGAGAAAUGGGACAAGGCAAAAGAAAAGAUCAGAGGCGCUUUCUCCUGAGCACAUAGGAGGGCUGGGCCUGACAACUGAGCGCACGGGGUGCUCCAGCUGCCCCCAACCCCAGCCCAUUAAUAAAAAUCCUUCAGAGAA
Molecule: messenger RNA, 457 nt
Organism: Dipodomys spectabilis (banner-tailed kangaroo rat)
Lineage: Eukaryota; Metazoa; Chordata; Mammalia; Rodentia; Heteromyidae
Gene: Apoc1
Product: apolipoprotein C1
Exons: 4
Coding region: 113-367 (84 amino acids)
Biological process (GO): lipoprotein metabolic process; negative regulation of lipid catabolic process; negative regulation of very-low-density lipoprotein particle clearance
Cellular component (GO): extracellular region; very-low-density lipoprotein particle; high-density lipoprotein particle
Molecular function (GO): phospholipase inhibitor activity; fatty acid binding
Source: RefSeq, a predicted model, not a curated record